Messenger RNA from Fraxinus pennsylvanica, 1557 nucleotides. The record is from the annotation of a GenBank genome assembly. Lineage: Eukaryota; Viridiplantae; Streptophyta; Magnoliopsida; Lamiales; Oleaceae.
AUGGUGACCGUGAAGGCAACUCAUACAAUACUACCAGCCGGGCCAACGCCAAAUGAGAUCAUGUAUUUAACAGAACUUGAUCAAAUUAAGGCCGUGACCCAUGCUCCCACUGUCUACUUCUUUCGUCCUUGCACUGAUUCGACCUUUCCAGAUGCAAUCCAUAUUUUAAAAGAUUCCUUGAGCAAAGUACUCGUAAUCUUCCAUCCAAUGGCAGGGCGCCUCCACGAGAUUGGUGGUGGCCGCCUUGAACUUCACUGCAAUUCUAAGGGAGCAAUUCUUGUCGAAGCUGAGUCUGAAUCAAAAAUUGAUGAUUUUGAGCUUCAGGAUUUUCUUCCAAACGCAGAAACGCGAGAGCUUAUGCCAAAAGUGGAUUAUAGAGCUACUCCAAUUCACGAGCAGCCAUUGGUUUUGGUGCAACUAACUAAAUUCAGCUGUGGCGGAACUUCUCUAGGCUUGGGGAUUUCGCACAUUUUAGCAGAUGGCCCUACUGCGCUACAUUUUGUUAGGGAGUGGGCUAGAUUUGCACGCCGUGAGAAGAUUGGCAACGUCCCAUUUCUGGAUAGGAGAGUUUUGCAACUUGCAGAAGCAACACCCAGUUCGAAAUUUGAUCACACAGUCUUGCUGACACAGCCGCCACUCCUGGUAGGCCAAUCGGACAAUAUGGAGGAGCGGAAGAAGCCAACAACGGUGGCCAUGCUGAAGCUAAGCAAAGAACAAAUCGAUAAAUUGAAAAGCAAGGCAAAUGAAGAUACACCAUUCAAAAACACUACUCGUCCAUAUAGUAGAUACGAGGCUGUGGCUGGGCAUAUGUGGAGGUGCGCCUCCAAGGCGCGGGGGCAUGUAAACAAUCAACUAACGAGAUUACACAUACCUGUCGACUUCAGAAAUAGAAUGCAGCCACCAUUACCGCAAGAUUACUUUGGAAAUGCCAAUCUACGCCAAGCAGCAAUAACCACCGCAGGAGAGUUGCUCUCAAACCCCUUGGCUUAUGCUUCGAGUAAGAUACGUGAAGCAGUUGAAAAGGUAACAGAUGAAUAUGUAAAAUCUUAUCUUGCACUGAUCAAGAAUCUACCGGAUGUAUCUAUACAUCGUAAUUUUCACACAGUAGGGUGUGCACUGGGGGGUUUCUUCGGAAACCCAAAUAUGGAAAUCACAAGCUGGACAGCUAUGUCUAUAUACGAUGCUGAUUUUGGGUUGGGGAAAGUAAUUCACAUGGGCCCUGCAACAAUGGGUUUCGACGGGAAAUCUUUCAUCUUACCAGGACGAGAUGGAUCAUUUACUGCUGCGUUGUGCUUGCAGACAGAGCAUAUCGACACUUUCAAAAAACAUGACCUCGAGGAGGUUCCAGUUGAUGGGAAUGUUGUUCCCGAUGAGAUAUCCCGACGAGAUCAAUGUGGCACAGAUGUUCUCUUUAUGCACUCAAGGAUACACAUGCCCCGAGCUCAAGUGCCUGAGGAUGUGAGUGCAAAAAUUGGUGGGAUGGCUAGCAUUGCUCCUCGGGUUAACAUGGUCGGGGUCGUGCCUAUAUUGGGAUCAUCAGAUCGGAAAUGGGGAUGA